Alnus glutinosa is the source of this 1024-nucleotide messenger RNA. RefSeq lists its product as uncharacterized. Gene Ontology annotation, molecular function: S-adenosylmethionine-dependent methyltransferase activity. The transcript has a single exon. Bases 98 to 790 code for a protein of 230 amino acids. The record is from RefSeq and is a predicted model, not a curated record. Lineage: Eukaryota; Viridiplantae; Streptophyta; Magnoliopsida; Fagales; Betulaceae.
AAAAGUGAAAAGACAUGAUGAUUUUAAAGAUUGGAACCAAAGCCAUCUCUCUUGCCUUUCCAACAAUGAACCAAAGCAUCCAGUCUCCCCAGUGAAAAUGGAGAGGCACAUCGAAAUCUUCCUCAGGAGGCUCUCCGUUGUCUCAAUCACCAUAGCAACCCUCACCCUCCUCCUUCUCUUCCUCCAAACCCCACAAACCUGCGUACCCCAAGGCUCUCCUCCCAAACCCCACCUCAAAUUCCCAAAGUCCUCCUGCGACUCUUCGCCACGCGAGCUCCUCCCCAUCGACAAGAAGAACCGUCGCCUUUGGUCCUCCAAGGCAUGGAAAUCCCAAGUAUCUUCCUUCUCCCGCUUCUUCUCCUCGAUCCGCCAUCUGGGUCUUCUCCACAACCACUCCAAAGUCCUCUGCGUCUCCGCCGGGGCCGGCCACGAGGUCAUGGCAUUGUCCCAGCUCGGUGUUUCGGAUGUCACGGGCGUUGAGUUGGUCGACUCGCCGCCUCUGGUCAGCCGGGCCGAUCCGCAUGAGUUGCCGUUCUUCGAUGGCGCGUUUGAUCUGGUGUACUCCGGCCAUUUGGAGAAGGCUCUGUUUCCGGCGAGGUUUGUUUCCGAGAUGGAGCGGACGGUGAGGGAUAAUGGGGUGUGCGUGGUAGCUGUGGAGGAGUGUGGGGAUAAGGAGAUGAUGGAGAUUGUGGGUUUGUUUAGGCGUUCGAGGUUUGUUGGCGCCGCGAAUUUUAGUUUGAUUGGAUUGAGAAUGACAAGGAUUGUGAUGAGAACUAGGACGUCUAAUUGAUUCGUUGAUUCAUACAUACUUGAUUUGGUUGGCUUUCUCCAUGUUGAUUUUGAUUUGUUACUGCUGUUGUUUGAUAAUGUUAGCAUUAAUGUGAAAAUGAAUUUUGACGAUCCAUGAAAAUGGAAGGAGAUUUGGUGAGAAAGUGAAAGUUUAUUGCUUAAUGAAUGUGAAUAUGGAUAGAAUUGUUGUAAGAAAUAUGAGAUUCAAUGAAUGAAGUCCUUUAUUUAUGUUUUA